AUGCUGGUGGAGAUCUUCGCCUUGCUCCCCGGCACCGACCUGGCCAGCCUGGCCCAGGCCUGCACCAAAUUCCAUCACAUCCUGCACACUGACAGCAUCUGGAGAAGGCGCUGCCACGAGGAGUUUGGCGUUUGUGAAAACUUGCCAAACUGGAAGAGGAGGGGUAUGUCUUAUCGAGAACUCUAUGCGAAGAUGUUCCCAUACAGACACAUUUUGGGAUUGUGGCAGCUAACACUGCUGAAUGUCGUGCUGGAUGGCUUAUGCAUUACUGGUUGGACGUGCAGGCCUUCCAAUAACACCCAUGUGCAUGGCCCAAUGCAAUCUGAGCCCUCCUUUAGAAUUCGCCUGACGGGGAGGAAAUCACCCACCGUGGAGUACAUGGGCGAUGUCUACAGCUUUACCCACAGCCGCCACAUGCAGAUUCGGAAGGACAGGUUCAGCAUCCAGUGGAUCAAGAGAGACCACCGAAAGGAUUCACCAACGCGGCUCAGGGGAGAACGGGGGCUGGUGCUGUUGGAGGAGGACAAAACGCUGUCUGACUGCCUGACCCACCGCCGCUUGGUGAUGUCGCAGGAGGACAGCCAGCGGUAUGACUACUGCCUGACCUACCGCCGCGUCUACCUUCCGCCGAGCCACCCGGACGACCUCAUCAGGCCAGGCCUCUUCCACGGCAUAUUUCAUCGCUUCGGCCCUAUGAUUGCCAUGCUCAGCUUCCAUGGGAAGUAUGCCAGGGUCACGAAGAUCACAGGAGAGUCCGUCGAGACGUUAAAGAUCCACCUCAUGCGCCGCAUCCAGCUGCCAGAUGGCGAGUUCUUCUGCAACUUCAACGAGCUCUCCCGCGUGGUCCAGGAGAUUGAUGAGCAGGUGUUCCGGGAGCAGCAGCAAGAAAACGGGACUGAGGAAAGCGAGGGCCAUGGCUGGCAGAGCCCUGCCCCGCCCAGCGUCGGGGAGUCCGGGGCUGCAGCUGCGGAGGAGCAGCCUGUUCCGUUUGUUCUGCCUGUGGGCGUGCGCUCAAGACUCCACAACUACCCCCGAACCUGCAGGAUGUGUUUCUAUGGCGUUUACAGUGUUACUAUCCAUCCCAUCGCCUACUCCAGGCACUUCCCUGGAGUCGUCAUCCUGUUCGAUGAGAACCACUUGGGGUUCAUCGAUCUAGAGGAUAAAUACUUCAUCCGGUUCCGCAGAGUCCAGAACACCUUCCACGUAUCUGCACUGCAGACAUUCCGGCCUGUUAGUCGUUUAGUAGCUGCCUUGGUUAUCAGAUCAAAGGUCACAGUACUAAGGUGCUUGUGUUCAAGUAACCUCAAGUGCAAGAGUAGUGAUAAUGCCUUGGAAGCUGAAGCUGGAGGACUUGAUAAAAACUUCAAAGAAAUCACACAGAUCACAAAUGUACGACUUUCAUGCCUGCUGCUAGAUGGGCAACUUGGAAAGUUCACUGGACCACCCAAUGCCAUCGCCAGUGACAUCCAAACGAAAACAAAGGUCAUUCUAACAGAUAUGAAAUCUAGCAUCAAGAACUGGAAGAAUCUGAAAUUUUACCCUACUUGCAAGUUAACAGAUUCAUCUGUCACUGUUUUAUGA
This is a messenger RNA of Myotis brandtii (Brandt's bat), 1581 nucleotides long. RefSeq names its product F-box only protein 31. Gene Ontology annotation, molecular function: protein binding. NCBI's taxonomy places the organism in Eukaryota, Metazoa, Chordata, Mammalia, Chiroptera, Vespertilionidae. The record is from RefSeq and is a predicted model, not a curated record. Bases 1 to 1581 code for a protein of 526 amino acids. The transcript is spliced from 4 exons.